Molecule: messenger RNA, 4059 nt
Organism: Dimorphilus gyrociliatus
Lineage: Eukaryota; Metazoa; Annelida; Polychaeta; Dinophilidae
Source: the annotation of a GenBank genome assembly
ACAGCGCGCAUGCGCAGUUAAAGGCUAUACAGAAAAAUACUAUAAAUCGUCGAUAUUGAUAUUGAAACGAUAUUGUUUGCAGAUUUAUCGCGAUUCGGUAUUCCAUUGUCCAGUUCGAACUUUGUGAAUCUUAGAGAAUCGUUGAAAGUAUGUUUUGAUUUUGAUUUCGUAGUAAAAUUUUUAGAGCUAACAGUACAAUAAACCAAAACGCCACUUCGUAUUAACCGAUCAUUCCUAUAGGUGUUUUCUGAGCGGCCUACAAUGUAUUAACUUGAGUCGCUUCAUCUAUGUUCAUCAUAGAUUGAUUAUUUUUCGAAGUUUCUUAUUAGAAACAAUCAAGUUGUACAUGGUAAUCCAAGAUAAAUCAUCCGUACUCAGGAAAAAAAUUUUUGAGCGAUAAUAUGCUAUUUCAAUAGGGUUUGGCACCCGUCCAAUCAGGUUUUUACGCCAUUAUUCUAGCUUUUACUAAGUUUUAUGUGAUCUAAACAGGUUAAUCCUAAUUUUUAACGUGAAAGCUACGUAGAAAAACGAAUAAUAAUCGAUUAAUGCUAAUAUUUAGGCUCAAUUUAGAUAAACAGAUGUCUUAGGCCUACCGGUCAUCAACGCCAUCUCUUUGUUUAGGAAACGGAAUAACUACAAACUUAAAUCAUGGAUAGCACGAUGCAAAAUCCAAUUCAACCGGCUCAAGAUCCAACUACAACUACACCUCCUGUUUCUACUCCUGCUUCUCAACAACAGCAACAGUUUCAGCGUCUAAAAGUUGAAGACGCUCUAACUUAUUUGGAUCAAGUAAAAUUACAAUUUGGCAAUCAACCACAAGUCUAUAACGAUUUCUUAGACAUAAUGAAAGAGUUUAAGAGUCAGAGUAUAGACACACCCGGUGUUAUAAAUCGUGUAUCAACACUAUUUAGGGGACAUCCUGACCUAAUAGUCGGUUUUAAUACAUUUCUCCCACCCGGUUAUAAGAUAGAGGCCGAUAAUCACACGAUUAGUGUUCACCAACCUGGUCAACAGGUUGUAUCUAUGCCUCAUGGACAAGGAGGUCUACCAACCUCCACUCCUCAAACAAACAUCAGCCACCGCCCAAAUCCGCCAGUGCAGGCUGCUGUUAAUACCCAAUCUGUACCAACAGGCAUAACUUCAUCAAGUACGCCGCCUAGUUCUUCUCAAUCAAGCCAGCAACCCGUUGAAUUUAAUCAUGCCAUUAAUUAUGUCAACAAAAUUAAAAAUCGUUUUCAUGGCCAGCCUGAAGUUUAUAAGUCAUUUUUGGAAAUAUUGCAUACUUAUCAAAAAGAACAAAAGUGCGUUAAAGAUGCCUCCCAGGUUUCGAGCACUGGAGGAAAUACGAAACCUUUAACGGAGGGAGAAGUUUAUUCUCAAGUUGCUGCUCUUUUCCAAAAUCAAGAAGAUUUACUAACGGAAUUUGGCCAAUUUUUACCCGAUGCUAAUGGUGCGGCGGGACAGUAUGGAACCCUAAGCUCAUUACAAGGAGUGUCAAGCGACGCUUUAGGAGGCCUAAGAAACGAACACAACAUUACAUCUCGAAAGCCCAUUGCAACAACAUAUUCAACAACAAAACCAAAGCCAUCACAACCGGUACGACGACCUUUAGCACAGUUAACCCAGCCAGCACCUAAAAAGGCAAAAUACUCCUCCUCUGUCUCCGGAAGCAGCGUCAGUCUUUCGGAGGCGGGAAAACACGGAACUCUAUCAGAAUUUGCCUUUUUCGAUAGAAUCCGUAAAGCAAUAAAAUCACCUGAAAACUAUGAUGCUUUUCUUAGAUGUCUCGUUCUGUUUAACCAAGAAGUUGUUACUAGGUCUGAACUAGUGCAAUUGGUUCAGCAAUUCUUUGAUAAGCAUCCUGAUUUGUUUAAAUGGUUUAAGAACUUUUUGGGCUUUAAAGACGAUGGCAGGACAAGUUUAGUUACUGGUGUUUCAGUGUCUCCUUCUGAUGGUAUCCCACGAAUUAAUAGUGAUCUUGCAAUGGAAAUAGAUUUCAAUACUUGUAAAAAACAUGGAGCUAGCUACAGGGCAUUGCCAGCAUCUGUUCAGCUACCGAAAUGUUCCGGACGAAAUUCGCUAUGCCACGAAGUUUUGAAUAAUACUUAUGUUAGUUUUCCAACUUGGUCCGAAGAUUCAACUUUUGUUACUUCACGUAAAUCUCAAUACGAAGAAAAUAUUUAUAGAUGCGAAGACGAAAGAUUUGAACUUGAUAUGAUAAUUGACCUCAAUAACGAUGCUUUAAAAGUUUUUGAAUUUGUUCAAAGGAAAAUCAUGAGAAUGUCGCCAGAAGAAUGUUCUAAAUUUCACCUUGAUGAUUCUCUCGGUGGAAGUUCUGAAGUUCUUUAUCGAAAAGUUGUUGAGAGGAUUUAUGGUGACAAGGCCGGAGAUAUUAUUGAAGGUCUUAAGAAGAAUCCAAUUCUCUCAGUUCCUAUUGUUAUUAGAAGAUUGAAACAAAAACAAGAAGAAUGGCGAGAAAUGCAGAAAUGCUUCCAAAAGACUUGGAGAGAAACCAACGAGAAAUUUUAUUUAAAGAGCCUUGAUCACCAAUGUGGCAAUUUUAAAGCAACGGAUUUGAAGAAUAUACGUUCAAAAACACUUUUACAUCAAAUUGAGAAUCAGUUUGAUAAUAGACAAGAAUACAUUGCAAAGCGGGAAAAACAAGAGCUGACGGCUGAAGAGGAAGAGAAAGCCAAAGACGGACCACACAUUAUAUUAACUUAUAGCUCAAUGCAAACCGUUCAAGAUGCAAACGCUCUCCUAAUAUAUCAUGCUAAACGUCAAACUGGUAUUACUAAUAAGGAGAAGAAGAAAAUUAAAUGCCUUCUGCUGAAAACUUUUGCACAUAUUAUGUAUGAAAAAGAAGGAUCUCUAAGUGAUGAUGAAGAAGAAAAAGACCAAUGUGAAGAUGACGAAGACGACAAGGAGGAAGACAUAUCAGUGCCAAUAAGACCAAACGAAGAUCAUUAUACUUUAAUGGUAGUAAAUAAUUAUUGGUAUGUCUUGUUUAGGUUGCAUAAUCUGUUGGCCGAGAGAAUGUAUAAAAUGAGGAAAAUUGCCAAACAAAUGGAAGAAUAUGAAAAAAUGCAUAGCAGCGACAGAAAAGAGUCGGCAGCAGUCGCAUUGAGGCUAAAAGCGCCUAAAUCAACAGACCCUGGAAAAUUUUAUGAAAAUUUGAUUGACCUAGUUCAUCAGUUGUUAGAUGGAAAUAUAGAAAGUUCAACGUACGAAGAUGAAUUAAGGGAAAUGUUUCAUACGCAAGCCUAUUGGGCAUUUACUUUAGACAAAAUGGUACAGAACGGUGUCAAACAGUUAACUCAUGUGGUGAAUGAUGACAAGUCUCUUUCUAUGACAAAGCUAUGGAAGGAGCAAUGUAAACUAGGUGUUGGCAUGGGAAAAUGCUGUUCGAGAAACGAAAGAACCGAAGGAGAAGCAGCCUAUAUUAAGAAAGCUGAACAAAUUUUGUCGGAAGAAAAUGUCUUUAAAGUUAUUUAUGAAAGUUCGUCUAGUGAACCUAAACUUAGUAUUGAACUAUUGGACACGGAUUCGGAUAGUAGCUCUAACGCUCCGUCUACUGAACAAGAGCGAGAUCGAUGGGCUUCUUACGUUGAAAAAUAUGUGUCAGAUACAGAAUUACAGAAAUCAAUUGCUGAAAGAUUUAAAGAUUAUCCAGUGUUCUUGAGGAGAAAUAUCAAUAGCUAUAGAAAGGCUGCUUUAGAGGAACAGAACCAAGAAUUGGAUGAAGUUGAAAUGUUUGAUAAUACUGAAUGUAAAUUCAACAUAAAAAGCAAAAAGAUACGAUUCGUUUCUCAAUCUGGUUUAUCCUAUUAUAAACAAAAGUGCUUAGCAAGGGCAAAAGAUCUUCAUCGACAUGUAUCCCAAGCUAAAUGGAAAAAAUUAACUACAGUUUUGCAAAGGUUUAGCAAGAAACAUGUCAUGGAAGAAGAAACUAAAGCCACAUUGAAAUGGUUUGAAAACGGUUCACAAGUUGUUGAAUUUAAUAAUGAUAAUGAAGAACCAUAUCAUUUUUAUCGAAAGUACAAGAGCGCCGACAAGUAG